AUGGCAAACCAGUGGAUUAUCGAUGUUAAAAAUGGUCUUCGGAACCACAAUCUAGAUUCCUUCCGAAGAUCUGAGGAGGUAUCGAUAUAUGAAUUCCCCGAAUUCCUUGUUCAGCUGAAGCAGAGCGCUUAUUUUCCACAAAUGGUGCGAUUAGGCCCACUUCAUCACGAUCCGACUCUUUCUCAAAUGCAUACUCAUAAAUUGCAUGCUACACGAAAAAUGUUUAGCUUGCCCGAGGAGGAUUUGGAAAGAGAAGUGAUUGGGCCUAUUCUCGCUCUGGUUCCCAGGGUAAGAAAAUGCUACCGACAGAACAUCGAGUACCAAGAUGGGUAUCUUGCUUGGAUGCUCACUUUGGAUGCUUGUUUUAUCUUAGAAAUUUUUAGGGCUUUGGAUAGUAAAGCGAAUUCGGAUCACUCUUUUUUCAACCGAAAUACUAUUGUAUACACUGUGUACCCCAUAUUAACUGACAUUCUGAUGCUGGAGAACCAAAUUCCACUCUUUGUUCUGGUCAGGAUAUUAGGGUUGCAGCUUAAAAUAGAUGAAGAAAGCGCAUUUACAAAGCUCUGCAAACUGUUCGAUGAUGCCCGUAUAAAAAGGUUGCUCUACCCUUUUAAGGAGGGUGCGUUUAAGGAGAAAGCCCCUCCGCGAUUUGAAAUUGUAAGCGAACAAAAUAGUAAGCAUCUUUUGAAUUUAUUCCACCAGCAAUCUCCUUUUGAUACCAAAAGAGAGUUUAUCUUCCCCUCUGCUUCAGAGCUCCAUAAAGAUACCGAUCAGCGAUGUCCUGUUCAUACCAAACGAGAGAUUAUAAUACCCACUGCUUCUGAAUUAAGGCGUGCUGGGAUCAAAUUCACAAAGAUGGAGGGCAAAUUAAUGGAGAUUAGCAUUAAGAAGAAUAGAUUUCACCUCCCCAGAAUCAGAAUCUCUAGUGGCGUUGAAACCCUCCUGCACAAUCUUAUGCCAUUUGAAAUAUGUGAGGCGGACGACAGAUGUGUGAUAUCAAGGUACGUUCAUGUCAUGUAUGAGCUCAUUCAUUCUGAAAGAGAUGUCUCUGUCCUAAGAAAAGCUGAAAUUAUCAAGAGCUACUUGGGAAGCGACCGGGAAGUGGCCGAUCUCUUCAAAACACUGAGCAAAGGCAUAACUAGAAGCUACAAGGAUCCGUUUGCUAAGGUGAGAGAAGAUGCCCAUAAACAUUACCAUAGCAAAAUUAAGGUGAUGGUUGCUGAAUUCACAGAUGACCAUCGUUCAAGUCCAUGGAUAACUGUUUCAGUUAUUGCAGCAUGCUUGAUUUUGUUCUUCGCCGCCGUGCAAACCAUUUUCUCACUGCAUCGUAAGCUUCUUACAAAUUAA
Molecule: messenger RNA, 1347 nt
Organism: Cryptomeria japonica (Japanese cedar)
Lineage: Eukaryota; Viridiplantae; Streptophyta; Pinopsida; Cupressales; Cupressaceae
Product: UPF0481 protein At3g47200-like
Exons: 2
Coding region: 1-1347 (448 amino acids)
Source: RefSeq, a predicted model, not a curated record